AGAGCUACGUACAACAAAAGUGGUGACACCAUCAUUUAAUCUCAGUUGUGAGUUCAUGUCACAUUUCAACCAGCAAGUCACUCAAAGGAGAACAGAUGAGGAAGCACAAGCGUGGUGAAGAUAACGUGUUCUAAGAUGUCAGAGGGAAUCUACGAAUUUGAAGGGAAUGUAAAUAGCACAAAUAUUGAUUGCCCAAUAUAUGGCAAUGUAGGAGCUGACAAACCCAAACCAGGUGGAGUCGUCAUUCAACAUUCAGAUUCAGCGUAUUGUCAGUGGUGGAAAAGACCUUCUGGAGUUGUUGCUGUGUGUCUGGGACUGCUGUGUGUUCUGCUUCUGGCUGGGAUCAUAGGCCUGUCCGUCUCCUAUGGAGUCUUUGGCCGUCAAUACUUCACAGAAAGAAACAAACUACAGACCAGCAACAAGAACCUGACUGAAGAGAGAGACCAGCUACAGACUAGUUACAACAUCCUGACAAAAGAGAGAGACCAGCUACAGACUAGAUACAAAACCCUGACUGAAGAGAGAGACCAGCUACAGAGUAGUCACAAAAAACUGUCUGAAGUGGCAGGCCAACUACAGGCUAGUUACAAAACGAGGACUGAAGAGAGAGACAAACUACAGAGAGACAGAGACAUAUUCCAAAGGUUAUUGGUGAAAUAUCCAAAUGGAUGGAAAGUGUUUGGUAACAACAUCUAUUACGUCUCCACUGAGGAAAAUAACUGGGAAUAUGCCAACGAGGACUGUCUGAAGAGAGGGGCACAGCUAGUCAUCAUAAACAACCAAGAGGAACAGAAAUUCCUCAUUACAUUAAACAAACGUUCUUGGAUCGGUCUGACUGACCGUGAGACUGAGGGGACCUGGAAAUGGGUGGACGGCACACCUCUGACUACAGCGUACUGGGGAGGAAAAGAGCCUAAUAGUGGUGGCGGUAUAUACAAAGAUGAGGACUGUGCAGAGAUUAAUAAUAUUUGGUAUAGUGAUCCUGUAAAGAACUGGAAUGACGAUUUAUGUACCACACAACUUAACUGGAUUUGUGAAAACGUCAUUAAUUAACAAUACUUUGUUAUCUACUAUACAAUCAGAAUGUAUUAAGACAGUACACAAAUAAUAAACAAUAUGCCAUUUAGCAAAAAUGUGUAUCUAAGUUGACUUACAGCCAUGGAGAGAUGGGGUUGAUUUUAAUGUUCAGUAUUGAUCUGAAUUUAUAAAUUAAAUGCAUUGCA
Esox lucius (northern pike) is the source of this 1223-nucleotide messenger RNA. Its product is annotated as C-type lectin domain family 4 member M-like. The record is from RefSeq and is a predicted model, not a curated record. Lineage: Eukaryota; Metazoa; Chordata; Actinopteri; Esociformes; Esocidae. The coding region runs from base 136 to 1053 and encodes 305 amino acids. The transcript has 6 exons.